Molecule: messenger RNA, 1245 nt
Organism: Penicillium pulvis
Lineage: Eukaryota; Fungi; Ascomycota; Eurotiomycetes; Eurotiales; Aspergillaceae
Exons: 3
Coding region: 1-1245 (414 amino acids)
Source: RefSeq, a predicted model, not a curated record
AUGUAUCAAAGACUCCUAAACCAACUCCUAACAGGACUUAUAUCUCUAACACUCCUGAUCCAAACAUAUGCAAUCCCAUCUCAUCCACACGCGAAUUUCCUUCCAAAUCCAAACCUCCAUCCACCCCGCCAGAAAGAAACCACCUACCGAAUUCCUAGCAAAAUCCAAACCGGCACUGCAACCGCCCGCUUCAACAUCGCAUCCCCAAACAAAACCCUCUCAGACACUUCCAUCCUCGCGCUAGACAGCCCCCAAAUAUCAAAAGUGACUUCCACGUCUUUCGACUGGUGGUACUUCGAUGCCGUCUCAACAACAACUCCAGCAGAGUCCUUGACGAUCAUCCUAUUCACGUCCGCAGCGAGCGCAUUUCCAUGGCUAGAUUCUAGUGAAUCGUCUGUGUUGAUCGCGUACCUGUGGGCGGCGUUUGCGAAUGGAUCCGUGUUUCAGGAGUAUGUUCCUGCGAAAUUAGCUGUUGUUGAAGAGGGGCCGGCUGGGAAGGGCUCUGGUGCUUGGGAUGGGAGUGGGUUUCAGUGGGUUGCUGGAGAUGAGGAUUCGAAGUAUAGUGUUGUUGUUGCGUCGGAGGAAAUGGGUGUCUAUGGAAGGUUUUCGUUGAGCUCCCAACAUAAACCUCAUUUACCGUGUGGUAUUCAGGAAAGUACAUCGACAUUAGAGAUAAUGCCGGAUAUUGGUUGGGCGAGUCUUGUUCCGGAUGCUUUAGCCACUGUGGAUAUGAAUAUUAAGGGAUCGACAUUGAGUUUCCAGGGACGCGGGUACCAUGAUAAGAAUUGGUCAAAUCUCCCUUUCACAGAAAGCGUCCAAAACUGGUACUGGGGCCACGGCCGCAUCGGAGACUACUCUAUAGUCUGGUUCAGUGCCAUCGCAAUGGACAACAUCACCUACACGAGCAGCUACGUCGCUCGAGAUGACCAGGUCCUUGUAUCUUCGUGUGACACUACGCUCCUCACAGUUCGUCCAGUGAGUGGUAAUGUGACUUCCAAUCCGACUGGGGGACGAUAUCCGCCUCAGGCAGGAGAUAUUCCGGACGGGUUUACCAUUGAGGCUUCUUUGGGUGAGGAGGGUUGGUUGAAGGUUAAUAUUACGAUUGUCACGCUUGUUACUGGGGAUGGGGAGUACUAUAUGCGGUGGUCUGGGGAGUUGGUGGGGAGUGUUGUCGACACUGAGGGAAUGGUGACGGAUGCUGGGAGUGGAGUUGCUGUUUUUGAGCAGUUCGCUUUGGUUGAGUAA